Anopheles darlingi is the source of this 1286-nucleotide messenger RNA. Its product is annotated as regucalcin-like. Gene Ontology annotation, molecular function: calcium ion binding; gluconolactonase activity. The record is from RefSeq and is a predicted model, not a curated record. The transcript has 4 exons. NCBI's taxonomy places the organism in Eukaryota, Metazoa, Arthropoda, Insecta, Diptera, Culicidae. Gene Ontology annotation, biological process: L-ascorbic acid biosynthetic process.
AUGCAAGUAAAUAAAUAGAAGAUAAAGAACGCGCUCCAUCUGACACCGAUAGAGAGGGUGCCGCUACACAUCGAAGUGGGAGAGUAUAAAAACGUCGACAAAAGUGUCGUCUGUAAGCCAUUAUCGAACAAGAUGACGGAGAAGUAUCAGGUCGAAACGAUUCCACCGUUUACGGAGCUCGGCGAAGGCCCACACUGGGACAUUGCCAGCCAGAGUUUGUAUUACGUGAGUCUUAGCGAUGGGUUCAUUUAUCGGUGGGACUAUGCCGAGCAGAAGGUGUACGCUGCAUCAAUCGAUGGCAUCCAAGAAGCGAGCUUCAUCAUACCGGUGAAGGGUCAGCGCGGAUGUUUCGUCGUCGGUGACUUCAAUCGAGUCGUCAUGAUCCGGUGGGAUGGGCGCUCCGGUAAGGCGGUGGUCGUUCGUGAAGUGGUUGCAACGGAUCCCCAGGUGGACCAUAAUCGGCUCAACGAUGGCAAGGUGGAUCCCUGGGGCAGACUCUACUUUGGUACGUUGCUCAAAGAAGAGAAGGGUGACCCUUUCGCUCAUGCGACGGGAGUUCUGUACCGGUAUUGUGCGCGAACCAAGCAGCUGGUAGAACAGGACCGUGACCUUUACAUCUCGAACGGGCUGGCAUGGAAUCGGCAGACGAACAAGUUCUACUUUGCGGACUCGGGUGCGAACGAGAUCAAGGAGUACGAUAUCGAUCUGGAGGGGAACUUAAUUAACGGACAGGUCUGGUACGACUUCAAGGUUAAAGGGAAAAGCCCGGGAUACUUUUGCGAUGGCAUGACGAUCGAUGCCGAGGGUAACCUUUUCGUGGCAAUGUUUGGUGGCUGCAAGGUGGUCAAGAUCUCACCGGAGAAAAAGAUUAUCCAGGAAAUCAAGGUUCCCGCGCCGCAGGUAACUUCCGUGGCCUUCGGUGGUCCAAACUUGGACGAGUUGUUUGUUACGACGGCCGGGAAGCUUUUCAAGGACCCCCAAAAGGAUCCGGCUGGUGCACUGUUCCGAGUAACUGCACUCGGUGCGAAGGGAUUGCCAAUGCAGGACGUCGUUUUGGAGGACUAGUUCAGUGGUUUUCUUGUACACAAAAAUGCCAUCUGGAUGAAUUAAUGAUUCAUUUCCACGAUCUUAAAAUAGAACUUGACAGAGUGGCGCAUAGUGUCUCAUCUUCCAAUUGUUGCAUUGUUAAACGAUAUCCUUACGGUAUGGCACCGUUCCACGCGAUACUAUCCAAGGUAGUCUGUUGCAACAAAUGAAAUUUUAAAUAUAAACACCUUUCCGCGAAU